AUUUUCUCUGGCGUCGGGGGCGCGGCGGAGACCCGGCUCCUCCCGGCUGCCCAUGCUCCAGCUGCUUCCCCCCGGGUGGGAGGCCAGGAGGGGCCUUCGCCGUUCAGGCUGCUGUGUUGCUGAAAGCCAUAACUAGCUGACCCCGUCUUCCAGGCUGCGUGCUCCAUGUUUUGAGACCGAGAGGACCUUGGUGUUCUGAAAUGAAGAUGGAGGCAGUGGGAAAAGCAGAAGAACUUUUGGAUUCAGAAGUUCCACCAAAGGCUUCUGAGAAGCAGGAGACAGCUCCUGAUGAAGAUGGACCUAUAGAACUGGAGGCGCAUACUCAGAAAGACAGCGUGCCCACUGCAUCAGACUCUGCAGUGCUCUCUUCAAUGCCUUGCUUACUGAUGGAACUAAGACGAGAUUCCUCAGAGUCUCAGCUAGCAUCUACUGAGAGUGAUAAGCCAGCAGAUGGUCGAGUUUAUGAGAGUGACUCUUCCAAUCAUUGCAUGCUUUCUCCUUCUUCCAGUGGGCAUUUGGCUGAUUCAGAUACAUUGUCUUCCACAGAAGAGAAUGAGCCCUGUCAAGCUGAAGCUGCUGUGGAAGAAGACCCUUCUGGGGUCUCUGGGUCUGCAGCUGGGAGGAAAUCCAGGCGAUCAAGGUCUGAAAGUGAAACUUCAACAAUGGCUGCCAAGAAAAACCGACAGUCUGUCGAUAAGCAGAAUGGUCGAGUUACCAAGGUAAAAGGUCACCGAAGCCAAAAGCACAAAGAAAGAAUCCGACUGUUAAGGCAGAAACGGGAAGCAGCUGCUCGCAAGAAGUACAACCUGCUGCAGGACAGCAGUACCAGUGAUAGUGACCUGACGUGUGACUCGAGCACGAGUUCUUCCGAUGAUGAUGAAGAGGUUUCAGGGAGCAGCAAGACAAUCACUGCAGAGAUACCAGAUGGACCUCCAAUUGUAGCUCAUUAUGAUAUAUCAGACACAAACUCAGACCCAGAAGUGGUAAACGUGGACAAUCUCUUGGCGGCUGCAGUGGUGCAAGAGCACAAUAAUUCCUUAGGAAACCAAGACCUGGGAUCUACCUGGAGAAACAGAGGGCUGCUGGAUGAGCUGGGUGCUGAUGCAGGUCGUUUGGAUCCAGGCUUCCUUGCAAUUGACAAGCCCUCUCCUGGUAACACCCAGAUCAAUGAAGAAAUUAAUAUCACCUCUUCUGACAGUGAAGUAGAGAUUGUUGGAGUUCAGGAGCAUGCCAGGUAUGUUCAUCCGAGGGGAGGUGUGAUCCAGAGUGUGUCUUCCUGGAAGCAUGGCUCGAGCUCUCACUACAUUAACGCUCAGCAAACACAAUCAUGGACAGCUGUGACUCCCCAGCAGAAUUGGUCUUCUCCCCCAGAAGUAGUAGACCUGACUUUGGAUGAGGAUACCAGGCGCAAAUAUCUACUGUAAUGCCGUGUCACUGUGUUUCUGUCCCCAUCCCUUCUCCUUUUGUGGCACAGAAGUCAUAGCUUCAGCUUCAGAAGCCCCAUUCCUGGCAUUAUGAGUCUCAAGCCCAUGAAGUUUUUUGUUUUCUGUUUAUUUCCAUAAGAAUGCAGUAUAAUUUUAAUAUCACUUAAAUCUUUUUUCUUGUUCUUGCCUUCUUAAGGGAGGAUUCCUUCCUGAAUUAAAACCCAGUAGCUCCAAAUUUAAGACACAUCCAUAUUUACUAAUUUGAGUGUUAAUUUGAAGAAAUCAUUGUGUGCAAAGUUACGUCUUCCCACUCAUCCCCGCCUCCAACUUCAGAACAUUUUUAAUUUAUCAGUAUAUUGAGUUUGUAAGUAGCAGUUAGUGUUUUGCAGUGUGAGCAUCAGUGGUUUUGAGAAAUGCUGUGUCCUCACUGGUUUCAGUGGACCUGGAGGUAUUCAACACUUUGGAAAACUGGGCCAGGAGUAUUUAUAUCUGAGAUGAUUUGGUUGUGUUACCCGCAGGAGGGACUGUCUUGAAUACAAAAGGCCCAUAACAUAUGCACUGAACAGCUUCUAAUUAAAGGACUUUUAUUUUCAAUAUAAUUUAUAGUUUACACUCUUUUCAGUGCUGACUCUUCUGUCUACUUGACUACUGUGUUUCACUGAUCACAUCCCACGGCUUGUUAUGGUUUAGAGCAGCGGUAGUAGAAACUGUCUAGCAGCUGUCCAUUGCAAAAGCACAAGAACAUGAUAAGUAAUAAAAAGACCCAACAUCCGUCUGCUUUUUAAAUGUAUACAAACUUUUUCCCUAUUUCUGAAUCUUGCCUGGAGUAGGGAAAGGAGAGAAUGGAGACAUACUUGCUCCUAAUCUUCAUUUCUGCUAUUGCUCAUUUGCUUUCGUUGACCAUCUCAAAACACGUGUGAAGUCCCAGUCUGGCACAGCACUUUAACAGAUGCAUAGUGUUAAUCGCAGACAGUUUCCUGAAGUUGUGGGGCCACUGGGGAAGUGACAGAGUCCAUGUUCCCAGGAAACACAUAAAUGUGGCACGUGGGGACUUGGUUAGUAGGCACGGUGAGGAUGGGUUGGAGUUUGACUUGGGGAUCUUUGAGGUCUUCUCCAACCUAUGCUUCACGUGCUUCAGACUCUGCCCCAUAAAGGUAUUGCUGGAUCAGAGCAUAAGGUUGUGGUCUUUUCUUUGACCAGAUCUGUACCAUUUCCCUGCAGCUCACGUCUCUUGUCCUAGUUUUGGAAUUGCUUUUAGGGUACAAUCCAGGAAACACUUUGUUUGCUUGACCGAGACGAGCAGAACUGUGCACUUCAGUGGGCUCCAGUUUCAGCAGCACGUAUGGAAAUUCUUAGCCCUAAUCUGUCAUUUUGAGCCUUUUCUCCAGGCAAAAACCAAAGAUUAGACUUCUGCAGGUUGAUAUUCACUUUAAAUGUCUGUUGUGCAAUUAAAAUACUCCCUUGUAUUCGAAAUGUUCCUGAUGGAAAUUUUACACAGCUCCAUCAGCAGGAUUUUGUUUUUUUGUUUUUUGGUUUUUUUUUUGGCCAGUUAUGGCUGAAACAGGGGAUAAUUACAUCAUGGGGAGUUACAUUUCCUUUUUGUGUUGUCUGUUUGUUUUUUUUUUUGUUGUUGUUAAAUACAUUUGGCUCCCACCAAUUUUUCUCUGCGAGCCAAAAAUAGAAAGGAAAAAAAAAAAAAAAAAAAAAAAAAAAAAGGGAGAAAAAAGAGACCACCAAAACCCAAUGAGUGUUGGUGUGGCUGGUAACAAACUGCAACUUUGGAACCAUGGUUUAGUGCUUUUUGCUGUUCCAUGAAGUCUUGUAGAGAUCAGUUUCAAUGAACGCUGCAGGGACCCAUCGGUAGUCCUGCCAUUAAAAUGCAAACUGUUUUUUUUUUUUUCUUUAAAGUUUGUAUAUUAUGUGACCUCCAUGUAUAUAUAAUAACAACCGUGUCCUAACCAGACUUCCUCCCAUUGUGCACUGUAUUUGUUUCAACAAUCCAUGCAUUGUAGUCCGAUGCAGGUCUUCUUUUAUUUAAAACACUACGUAUUUUCUUUUGUCCUUAUCAAAUUUGAGAAAGGUAGUGGCCUGAAAAACACAAUCACUGGAUAGCUAGGGAAGUGUUUUCAUUUUGCUUUUUUUUUUUUUUUUUUUUAAUGAUGAUUAUUAUUGUUGUUUUAUUCUUUUUGUAUUAAAAAUAAGAGCAAAAGGUGCCUGGACAGUUUUGCUCUUCUCAGCAGGAAAGUGAAAUGUUCAGCCAUUGUAUGGCCAAGAACCAAUGCACGCAGGGCCUGAUCCAGAACCCACUGGAGCUGAUGGGGGUUUCCCCUCAGCUGCACUGUGCAUUGGCUCACGUCCUUCUUGGUUCAGCAGUUCCUGAAUUGCUUGAGAGUGAACGUGGGAUCUUCUGUAGCAAAGACAAAUAAUUGCUUAGAAUUUAAAUGUUCAAAACGUGCGACUGUAGCUUAAAAAAAAAAAAAAAAUUAAAAAAAAAAAAAUUGAUUCUUUUCGACACUCAUUAUUUAGUUCUCAUUUUUCCAUCUAGUAUUUAAUGGUCUUCGGAGAAAAAAAAAAAAAAAAAAAUAAGCAAACAGAGUGUUAUAUAAAUAUAUAAAAAAAUAUAUAUUUUUGGUGCAAGAUGAGACCUUCCGUUUUUUUGAAACAAGUCUGUAGCAUAAAGGUUAAACUAUUUUAAGACGAAAUAAAAUAGAGUGUAUUAUUUAAACAA
Molecule: messenger RNA, 4152 nt
Organism: Phasianus colchicus (ring-necked pheasant)
Lineage: Eukaryota; Metazoa; Chordata; Aves; Galliformes; Phasianidae
Gene: ARK2N
Product: arkadia (RNF111) N-terminal like PKA signaling regulator 2N
Source: RefSeq, a predicted model, not a curated record